AUGUUUUGUGCGAACUGUGGUAAAUCACGCGUGUCCAACGCAAAAUAUUGUCAUAACUGUGGAAGCAAAGUGAGUGAAAGUAAUGCCAAAGAAGUAAGUACACCAAAGGAAAAUGGCGAAAGCAGCGGGGGAGACGCCAAAGUAACAGAAACAACUUCCGGGCGGAUGUCCUUUGCUCAAUUUCGAGCACACGAGGAAGAAGAUCGAGCAAAACAUUUCACCAAAAAGAAUGGGAAAAGGUUUAAGUUAGACAUCAAAGGUAAAGCAUCCUCAAAAGUGUUAACAUGUAAAAUUCAAAUUGGAAUUAUGACAAACAAGGACGGAGAUCUACGGGUUAAGAGGGGCGAUAGCGCGACUUUACCUCUGUCAGUGGCUGCAAAUAUGACGAUCUGUUGACAAAAGCAGCAGAAAAACACCAUCGUUUUAAUAAAGACGUGAUUAAGAAUGAAGAAAAGAAAUUCUAUUGUCUUCUUUACGCGGACAAGACCAAAGCAGAGUCGCUGCCUGGCUCUGAUGAGCCGUUCCCGUUACAAAGAUACAAGGAAGAAAUCGGAAAACCAUAUUCGAAGAUUGUUUUAUUAUUCAGGAAUAUUAUUCAGCACGUUUGA
Messenger RNA from Paramuricea clavata, 608 nucleotides. The record is from the annotation of a GenBank genome assembly. Lineage: Eukaryota; Metazoa; Cnidaria; Anthozoa; Malacalcyonacea; Plexauridae.